AUGGCCAGCCAUUGGUACGUUUUCCCAGGAGAUGCUGAUGUCGGUCUACGAUUAAUGCAACAACAGGUCCUCAUCCAACACCGCGCCUCCGACGAAAGCCUGCACUUCGUCGAAAACGCCCUCUCUUGCUUCGGCUCGAAAUACGUCUACCUCUCGGGCGAAAUGCACGACCGCAUCACCGCCGACACCCAAGCCGUCACCCACGCCGCCUUCCUAAGCAUGGGCACAGCCUGGCAAGCCAACAACCAGUUCCCCUGGGAGAUGUCGCGGUGGGUCGGCGGAAUCGAGAACGUCAAGAUCAACAUCACGUUGCGCAUCUACUCGAACAAAUGGCACGUCUACGCUGGUCUCGCCAUCCUCAAUCCCGCUGCGAAAGCGCAAAUCCGGCAGUAUGCCGAGUCUGUGACGGAGUUGUACAAGCUGAUGAUUGAGGGACAGCGGGACGAGUUGAAGAGACGGGUGAAAGCGGCUGGGGAAUAUGUGUUCCGGGCUGGAACGGAGGGGCAGGAUUUGUUGUUGAAGGAUGAGGUGCUGGAUCGGUUUUCGUUGUCGAAUCGACACCGUGAGGAGAGUCCGCCGAAUAAUCAUCUGAGUUUGCUCGCGAUUGUGGAUUGUUGGUGGAAGUUGGGGAUUGUGCCGUAUGAUCAUAUGAUUUGUUCGACGCCGUUAUUCCGUCUCUGGCUGGGCGUGACGGAGUAUCUCUUCCGCAAUCCGGAACUGCUUGAUGAAGCGCUGGACACGGCUUGCGAUGAUAGCACGUUCCGGUCGGAUGAUCUGGAAUUCACGUUUGCUGCGCGGGCAUGGUCGGACUGCGUUUCAUUUGGCGAUUUCGAAUCAUACCGAGACCGGUUCGAGCGGAUCCAGUCGUACUUUGCGCCAAGAUUCCCCGAGGCGUCUCGGCUGGGCAAUGAGAUGAUGAAGACGAUAUUGGAGAAGACGAAGUAG
This is a messenger RNA of Aspergillus chevalieri, 945 nucleotides long. It is a transcript of the gene TYR1, whose product is annotated as prephenate dehydrogenase (NADP(+)). Gene Ontology annotation, biological process: L-tyrosine biosynthetic process. Gene Ontology annotation, molecular function: NAD+ binding; prephenate dehydrogenase (NADP+) activity; prephenate dehydrogenase (NAD+) activity. The transcript is spliced from 3 exons. The record is from RefSeq and is a predicted model, not a curated record. Lineage: Eukaryota; Fungi; Ascomycota; Eurotiomycetes; Eurotiales; Aspergillaceae. Bases 1 to 945 code for a protein of 314 amino acids.